This is a messenger RNA of Indicator indicator, 1098 nucleotides long. RefSeq names its product family with sequence similarity 110 member C (gene FAM110C). Bases 1 to 1098 code for a protein of 365 amino acids. Gene Ontology annotation, cellular component: cell cortex. Lineage: Eukaryota; Metazoa; Chordata; Aves; Piciformes; Indicatoridae. Gene Ontology annotation, molecular function: alpha-tubulin binding. The record is from RefSeq and is a predicted model, not a curated record. The transcript has a single exon. Gene Ontology annotation, biological process: regulation of cell projection assembly; positive regulation of cell migration.
AUGCCAACUGAACUCUCCCGGGCCGUGAGGAUGCACGCCAUCUCCGACCUCCACUCCUCCUUCACUCUGCGACUCCUCAACAAGGGUCCCGAGUACCUCCGCAGGCAGAUGGAGGCAGGCAGCCCGGGCAGGAGAAGUGCCGUGGAGAGGUUGGCAGCCGAUAAGGCCAAGUACGUCAAAAGUCAGCAGGUAAUCAGCACCAAGCAGGAGCCCGUCAUCAUGCUUAGCUCUGCCUCGGAGAGCAGCAGCGAGACCUGCUCAGUAGAGAGCAAAAAAAACAGCCGGGACUUUGGGAGAGGGAAGAGCGCGAAGCCCCUGGAGCUGGCCAAGGCGGUGUACUCCUGCCGGGCCCCCCUGCAGCACGGCCCACCCAUAACCAGGCGCAGCACCCCCAGGAGGCAGAUGCGGCCGGAUUCCCUAGUGAUUUACCGCCAGAAAUGCGAGUUUGGGAGAGGUCAAAGCCAGGACAGCUCACGAGGGAACGUGGUGAGGAGGAUCUUCCACGGGUCCGUAAAGGAGAAACAGUUGACUUCCCCUGAGAUGCCCAGAGUUAUGGAGGACACCACAGCCACCGAGAGCAAAGAGAUUCUCUCAUCAAAAGACAGUGACCAUGAGCCAAGCAACCCUGGAGUGGAGCAAGCUGUCGCUGUGAACACCGAAGCCCCAGAGGUAUGUGCAAAAGAGCAUGAGAGACUCUCGAAACUUGAUAUAACUCCUGAGGAGGUCAAAGAGGUGAAGAGGAGAGGUCUCCAUCGCUCUCAGUCAGACAUCAGCUCUCGCUACUCCAAGUCCUUCUCUGAGUUUGAUACAUUUUUCAAGUACUGUGGCCUGGAGCAGGAGAUCAUCGAGGAUCUUGGGAGAGAGAACUUCUCUGUCAUGUCUGACAACGUCUCCUUCAAGUUCCGCAGCAUUAGUGUGGCAACAUCUGAGAGCGACUUCACAAGGCACAGCGGGGACGAAGGGCUGCUGGAGGAUGAACUGACAGAACAGGUCCCAAGCAGCACCUCCGUGAUCGAGCGCAACGCUCGGAUAAUCAAAUGGCUAUACACGUGUAAGAAAGCCAAGGAGACUAACAGGGUGAUCCAGGAGCUGGCAUGA